Messenger RNA from Funneliformis mosseae, 168 nucleotides. The record is from the annotation of a GenBank genome assembly. NCBI's taxonomy places the organism in Eukaryota, Fungi, Glomeromycota, Glomeromycetes, Glomerales, Glomeraceae.
AUGAAAACCUCGAAAUCUUCUUCGAAUGGGUGGAUAACUCAUACUACUCGCGAAGAAGUGGCGAGAAAAUUUGUGAAGUUAGAUUUCGAAGAGGAUGAAUGGAUAACUCAUACUUCUCGCGAAGAAGUGGCGAGAAAAUUUGUGAAGUUAGAUUUCGAAGAGGAUGAA